GUCUGAUCGAGUGCGAGGAGCCGAACAACCGCCUGGACAAGUUCAUCGGGACGAUGCUGUGGCAGAGCGAGCGUUACCCACUGGACCUGGACAACAUGCUGCUCCGCGGCUGCAAGCUCCGAAACACGGAGGAGUGUCACGGCCUGGUCAUCUUCGCAGGCGGCGACACUAAAAUCAUGAGGAACGGAGGAAAGACGAGGUUCAAGAGAACGAAGAUCGACGAGCUGAUGAACUACAUGGUUUAUACAAUCUUCGCGCUGCUGAUCCUGGCUGCGGCAGGUCUCGCCAUCGGCCACAGCUUCUGGUACGAGGAGAUCGGCAUGAACGCGUGGUACCUGUACGACGGAAAGGACCAGAGCGCCUCCCACCGAGGAUUCCUCAGCUUCUGGGGUUACAUCAUCGUCCUCAACACCAUGGUGCCCAUCUCUCUUUACGUCAGUGUGGAGGUGAUUCGUCUGGGUCAGAGUAAAUUCAUCAACUGGGACCUGCAGAUGUAUUUCUCAGAGAAGGACACUCCAGCUAAGGCUCGAACCACCACCCUGAACGAGCAGCUCGGUCAGAUCGAGUACAUCUUCUCCGACAAGACGGGAACUCUGACACAGAACGUCAUGCAGUUCAAGAAGUGCACCAUCGCCGGACGCAGUUACGGGGCUCCGACCACAGCGGAAGGAGUGACGCUGGACCGAGGACGGGUAAAAUACCAAACACACUGAUUUAGAGUUUCACAAUAAAA
Messenger RNA from Paralichthys olivaceus (Japanese flounder), 733 nucleotides. The record is from RefSeq and is a predicted model, not a curated record. NCBI's taxonomy places the organism in Eukaryota, Metazoa, Chordata, Actinopteri, Pleuronectiformes, Paralichthyidae.